AUGAAAGAAGACGUUGAGUACCCUCCAAGCUGUUCACCAAUACCAUGCUCGAGUGGAAAUGGUGAGCUCGUCAAAAGACUAAAGGUGCUAUCAGAAGCGCUGCAAGUGUCUGACACGAAUGACGAAAGUGGGCGUCCGGAUAGGUAUCGCACACUGAUAUGCCACUUAGCGAAGAGCUGCUUUUUGGAGAAUGACUGCAAAGAUGUACAAAUUUGGCUUGCGUGUUGUCUUGCGGACAUACUGCGUGUCUUCGCUCCAAGCGUUCCAUUUGGGGACCCUUCACAACUAAAGGACGUUCUACUUUUCAUUGUUCGGACGUUAAAAGGCCUCGAGUCGCCCACGAAUCCUCUUUUUCGUCGUUAUUUUUAUCUUCUUGAAAACCUUAAUGUCGUGAGUACCUUAGUUCUUGCGCUAGAACUACCUCCAACCGAUGCUAGUCAGGUGAUCCGCAUGCUGUUGAAAACAUCUAUGGAAGUUGCCAACAGUAAAGAUUGGAAGAGCGGGGUGCGUGCGACGUCAGAAGAUGGAAGCACAACCGAAGAAGAUGAUGAUGAGAGAAGUGAAAGUCGAGAUAAGAUCAUUGGUCUUCUGAUUGGAAUUAUCUCCAAGCUUUUGCGUGAUGUUGAUCAAGUUUCUGCAGAAGUACUCGACGUACUUUUCUUCUAUUUAAUUAACCCGCAAAAGUUAAACAGCAGAGAAUCCUAUAACAUGUCCCGCCAGAUCAUUCAGGAAUCACAGACUUCUCUAGAAGCAGUAAUCCAGUUGUUGUUAACUCAAUCAUUGUUGGCUGGGAGUCUUCCAGAAGAAUGUGAGAUGGUAGGAAGCGGUCGUAAGAAACUGCAUGAUGUUAUACUGGAACUUCAUGACGUGGCUCCAGAACUCAUUGCUCCUGUAUUGCCACAGCUUUCGUCUUCGUUACUUGCAAAGGAUGACAAUCAACGCUUACUUGCCACAAAACUGGUGGGAAAACUAGCAUCUAAUGAUAGAUCUCGUUUUUAUGAAGAACACCCUAAGUUGUGGAAAAAUUAUAUGAAAAGGUUUAAGGACACCUCACCCGAUGUCAGAGAUGUGUGUGCCAGGGAUUCCCAUGAGAUAUUGUUGCGUCACAGUCAACUCAGAGGGCAAGUCUCAUCUGCACUCGGUAGCCUUACUCGCGAUCUCGAUGAUGGUGUUCGACUCACGGCCGUGCUGUGCAUUAUUGAAACUGCGAGAAAAAAGCUCGAAGCUGUUAACGAAUCACUGAUCAUUGCAUGUUGCGAUCGAAUGAGAGACAAAAAGCCAAAAAUACGUCAAGAAGCUAUAACGAAGUUGUUACAUCUGUACUUUAAAGUUAUCAUGGGUGAUGAGCACACUGCAUCAGAAGUGGCCGCAGUUGCAGUGAUCCCAAAGAAGGCGCUUGGGCUAUACAUGCUUGCGAGCAUGACGGAGGAGAAAUCGUUGAUUGAACGAUACUUUUCUUCUUACAUAAUUCCUUAUAAAAUGGAGAUGAAAAGACGAAUUAGGUCCAUGGUAGACUUAUUCUGUAAAUUGGACAACUUAGAAAUGCAGGUGUUUACUGAAAUAGUGUCACGAUCAUCAAGCCAUCGACGUAUUUUGCGUGAAAUGUUGCAGAUCAUAUCUCGGCAAGCAGUGGCGGAGUUGCAGUCCAAAAUUCAACGUAUAAGUAGCACACAUCAUGAUCCUGCUGGAUUUUCAAUCGCUUUGAAGCAUUUUGUCAACCUUCUUUCGGCAGACCAAAGAUGUUUUGAAUGUGCUGAAUACUUCGUCUCUAUCGACUAUAAAACCUCUAAAGUGGAAGAUACUUGCAAAGAGCUUGUUCAACGUUCUUUGGAGGCAACCAGCAUUCCGAAGGAUUGCCAAACAAAUAUUAGGAGAUACAUCGAAAGAGUCGCUCCACUCAUAAUGGAUCCGGAUGGCACUGUCGAGCUGCUAAAAGUGCUUACACGUGUAAAAAAUGACGCUGAUUGUGGAAAUGUCGACGCUAUAUCGAAGUUGCCGCAUGUAUUACGUUUGGUGAAGAUAUGGAGCGAAGCGUUCCCUCAUCUUUUCUCCAAAGGAGACGCUAUCAACUAUGUAUUGAAAAUAACCACUUCGGAAAACGCUAAAACAGUAGAGACAGGCCUACAAGUGCUUCUCCAUGUUGCUCUUCAGUCUAGCAUAAAAGCUAAGGAACAGGAUUGGUGCGACAGGGUCAUCUCGGUUGUGUGGAGUUUUAUCGCUUGUGAGAAUGAGGGAUUCAGACGCUGCAGCAAAUUGGCUGUGCGUGUUAUUUGCCGUCUGCUUAGCAAAGACGAGUGUGCUGUGCGGUUCGACCGACUUUAUCCCUUCUUGUGUCCUAUAACCACUGAGUUCUACUCAACAACUUCAACGAAUGUACGAAGCUCUGCUCCAUAA
This is a messenger RNA of Necator americanus (New World hookworm), 2394 nucleotides long. RefSeq lists its product as uncharacterized. Bases 1 to 2394 code for a protein of 797 amino acids. Gene Ontology annotation, biological process: DNA repair; mitotic sister chromatid cohesion. The transcript has 20 exons. The record is from RefSeq and is a predicted model, not a curated record. Gene Ontology annotation, cellular component: chromatin; nucleus. NCBI's taxonomy places the organism in Eukaryota, Metazoa, Nematoda, Chromadorea, Rhabditida, Ancylostomatidae.